Molecule: messenger RNA, 2020 nt
Organism: Amoebophrya sp. A25
Lineage: Eukaryota; Dinophyceae; Syndiniales; Amoebophryaceae
Source: the annotation of a GenBank genome assembly
CAACAAAGUCGAACAUGAACAAGGAGAGAAACAACAAAAGACACAGAAGUGGGCGACAAAGUCAGAUAACUAAGUGACUUGCUAACGAAAAUAAAGCAAUAUUCGAGAAGAUGCUGCGUGCCGUCCCUCCAGCUUUUUCCUCAGCCUGUGCAUCAGGGCUGCCUCGAGGACAAAGGAUACAACUGGCAUCAGCUGUAAUAUGUACAGCUGCCAGUGCCAAUUGUUCACUGCUCCUUGCUUGCGGGUCCCUGCGUAGGCGAUUUUUAUGUUUGGCUACAUAAAGUUCUUCAUAUUACAACUUAAAAAAUCGAUUGCAGGUCUAGUUCUGCAUGUUGAGGGUGGCGGACAACAUAUCGCACUUAGAAUUAGACCGAUCAACAUCGUCCCUCUUUUUAAGCAUGAUAGAGCCUUUUUUCAUAAGUUUUCUCAACAGAAGAUGAAGAAAGGGCCGCGGCAGCAUCGAGGUCUCUUUCUUCGUCUGCACCUGGCAGAGCGAUGACUUCGGCGAAGGUUAGACGAACAUCUGCCGCGAACGUUUACCUGGAUGUAAAAGAGAGCGAGCAGUCUCUUUCUUCUGCGUCUGUCCCCCAGAACUCGAGGUACGAGAGUAAAGUGCGACUCCUUUCUUCGUAGAACUACUUACCACAGACCGGGAAACAUCCGUACUAUAGAUUGAAGAAACGAGUAAAUAACGAAAGUCAACAACAAGAUUAUUUUUAUUGCCGUCUCGAUGUGUUAUGCUUUCUCCUUCUUGUCAAUUUGAAUCUGGCAUUAUUGAUAUCAUGAUAAUAGGUUUGAUUACGCCUACGCUUUAUAAUCUUUGUCUGUUGAAGGUAAUCUUGAUGAUCAUGAAAAUAAUGAAGAUAGGCUGCGCUACUGCUUCGCAAGAGGUAUUGGUAAGUAGUUGCUAGUCAUGAAGAGAAAGGAAAUUGCACCUUGCUAAUGUUAAAAUCAGAAAAAGUCUGCUCCACAUGAGCACACCCACAAUAGACGAGGCCACCCACGUGGUGGUGCCGGUCGAGACACAAAGCCCACGCUUUUCCAUGGUACUAUAACAGAGAUAUGCGGACAUCGUGGAGAAUUUGUUAAGACUGAGGCUGAACGUGAAGGAUUGAGAUGAAUGCAUUUGCAUAACAUGCAUUGAUGAAUGAGACGCUCUUCUGUAGUAGCAACCCACGGUGCACGAGAACGUCAUAGCCAGCACGACUAAGUCUAAGUACAAAGAUGCAUAUGCAUCUUUCUCUACAUUCGCUCGGCUCUUCGUUCAUGCAGCGAACUAUCGAGCACGUUGCGUUCGCAGAAGAAGCUGACACUUUCUCCGAAGAAGGCAGGCGAAAUUACAGGGAACGCCACAUGUAUGUUAAAUUGAUGAACUCAUCGAUUCCUCAGUCAACACUAAGUCAACACGUAGUGUUAACGUCGUCAUGGCUAUACGUAAACGUAAAAGCUGCUAUUCGUCAAUUUCUACAACAUCAUGAGCAUACACUUGCAUGUAAUAUUCUUCGACGGAUCCGCUAACCUCUUUUUCGGAUGGAAGACUGUCAAGUAACCUACGCGAAAAUUGGGGACAAAAUCGUUUUCAAAGGAGCGAUUGAGAACGGACACGUUGUUGCAUUCUGCAUCAUCGUUAAGGUUUGUAAAUUACAUUUGCAUUGACCUUUCAAUUUGUCGCGUCUAGAUGCUAGCUCAGACUCAAUCCACGUAGAAGAAGAUGACCCAGGUUUUGUUCGCGAAAACCUAUUUGGCUGAAGGUCAUUUUCCAGUUUCCUAGCUAGCGUCUCCGGAGUGUAAAGAGGCAAUAGAUUAUAUUUUAACCUCCUUCCAGCUCCAAGAUAAGAGGAACCGGCAAGCUGAAAACUCCAGAAACUAGCGACACCUACUCGCGUUAUUCCAGUGGUGAGCUCUUUUUUAUGGACAGGAUCAUGUGGUCCGAACAAUCCCUACUAAGCAGAAGUAGACACCUACAUGUUGAUCUUUGAAAUAUCCGCCCCUGUCAUUUGUUAUAUUUAUAUAUAAUGAG